Manduca sexta (tobacco hornworm) is the source of this 1314-nucleotide messenger RNA. RefSeq lists its product as uncharacterized. The record is from RefSeq and is a predicted model, not a curated record. NCBI's taxonomy places the organism in Eukaryota, Metazoa, Arthropoda, Insecta, Lepidoptera, Sphingidae.
CAUUAAACAGCACAUGAGAUGACAUUUAUAAAUUUAUUUUCAUUGAAAUUUAUUUAUAUUCGCAUUCCGCAUAAACGCGAUGCAAACUGUUAUUUUAAAAAAUGUUUUAUAAGUAUAAUAAUAAAAAAUGCAAAAGCUCACUAAUGAGCGUAAAAAUACAUUUAAAAAAUUGCGUGCCAUACAAAAAAAUGCCAUUAAGAGUGGUGUCAAUUGGUCUUUACUGAAGCAAUACAAUUUGAUUUGCAGUUUUAAUCGUGAAACAAAUAUAAAAGGAUCAAAUAAAAGUCUGAUAUUAAGUAUUAUUAUUGCCUUUAUAUUGUUAGUAAUAAGCGUGAUAGUGUCAAAUGUAUUUUUAAGUGUAAGAUGUAUAUUACCAAAUAACUUCCUAGUGUAGGCGACGCGGCCUGUCGCCGAUUGUGUUUAUUGCCAGAACGUCACAAGACCUGUUAUAUUGUGGGACGUUACGCGUCGGAAUUUUGCAAACUAUUCAUACUCAUCAAAACCAAUAAUAGUUAAAAAUGCAAUAAAACACUGGAGAGCUACCAAAGAGUUUAGUUUUAAUAUGUUCAGAAAGCUGUAUGAGGGUACAGCCGGCAGCUAUGAAAGCCUCGAAGAUGGAUGUCAAUUUCUUAACUUUAAGUCAGACCUAUUUAGUCUGCAAGAAGUUUUCAAUAUGCCUGAGGCUAGAGCCAGGAAUGCUCCCGGACAAGAGCCCUGGUAUGUGGGAUGGGGCAAUUGUCAUCCAGAUAUUUUAUCCAAAGUAAGACAAUAUUAUGAUGUACCUGAAUUUUUGCCAGAGGAUGCGGAGUAUCCAGCAACUGAGAAUAUAUUUUUUGGAUAUGAAAUUGGAGCUGUUAUGCAUUUGGAUUACAUACCAAGACUAAUGUGGCAGGGCCAAGUUAGAGGGAACAAGACAUGGACGAUAGCCCCUGUACCAGAAUGUGAUCAUGUCUGUAAAACAAUAGAGUUCUAUGUAGAACCUGGUGAUGUUGUUUUGCUGGAUACACGCAUCUGGUAUCAUGCCACAAGGAUUCCAAAGGGUCAGUUUUCUAUAACUGUGCAGUCUGAAUAUGGAUAAAUUUGACUGAAGCUAUUUCCAGUACAAAAUUACAGCAACAUAUCGACAUACCAAAUAUUCCCAAUGACCUGAUAUUUUAUAUUAUAUUUUUAAUGCUUUUUAUACACUUAUGUGCCAUUUGUAUGUAGUGCAACUACUAGUAUUUAGCUUUAAUUUAAUAUUUUAUCAGUAUUUAUUGUCAUGUAUUGUACAACAUGAUAUUUUAUAAAGCUCUAUUAAAUUUUGUAAUGGUUUUA